CGGCCCGGGGUCUUCCUUCUCUCUGGCUUCCCUUGCAUUGCUGUCAUGGCUGAGCAGCGACAGCGGUGGGGUGACCGUGCGUGUCGGUGUGGAAACGGGUGGGAUGGAGCUGAGAACAAGCUGCAUCCAAGGAAUCUCAUCCCAGAGCUUUGCCAGCAAUUCUACCACUUAGGCUGGGUUACAGGGACUGGUGGAGGGAUAAGUAUGAAGCAUGGCGAUGAGAUCUACAUUGCGCCCUCUGGUGUCCAAAAAGAAAGAAUUCAGCCUGAAGAUAUGUUUGUGUGUGAUAUAGAAGAACGGGAUAUUAGUGGUCCUCCACCACACAAGAAAUUAAAGAAGAGUCAAUGUACUCCACUCUUCAUGAAUGCUUAUAACUUGAGAGGAGCAGGGGCAGUGAUCCAUACUCAUUCCAAAGCUGCUGUUAUGGCCACUCUUCUCUAUCCAGGAAGUGAGUUUAGGAUUACUCAUCAGGAGAUGAUUAAAGGAAUCAAGAAAUGCACCACCGGAGGAUAUUUCAGAUAUGAUGAUCCCUUAGUAGUUCCCAUUGUUGAGAACACACCUGAAGAAAAGGACUUGAAGCAGAGAAUGGCUCAAGCAAUGAAUGAUUAUCCAGAUUCCUGCGCUGUACUGGUCAGACGUCAUGGAGUUUAUGUUUGGGGAGAAACUUGGGAAAAAGCCAAAACAAUGUGUGAGUGUUAUGACUAUCUAUUUGAUAUCGCAGUACAGAUGAAGCAACAUGGCCUUGAUCCUGCUACAGUUCCUAGAGAAGAAAAUGGGAUUAUUUAAUGCUUGACAUUUUGUUCGAAGACGCCUCUAAUAUGUCAGUGCAAUUUAUCAAGGGACUUUUAAGGCUUCAAUGUCUAAACAACUGUUGGCUUUUAAUAAAAUAUAUUCUUCACUGUUUCAGAGCCACUUUGUUACUAAUUACAUGUCAUUUUACCCUGUUUAUGAAAUCUCGAAAGCUUAUCAAGUUUGAGCUUCCACCUCCACACUGAAGUGCAUGGGAUCUCUGAUUGUGAUUCCUGUCAGAACAACUUGUGAUUGUGAUUCCUGUCAGAACAACUGAAAGAAAUUUUGCCUUGGAUCUUCCUUGUGAUUCAUGUUCUAGAAUAUCAUAGGAACCACUUUAUCAAAAUGCGAAGGUCUUGUUUUGUUACAGUUUAAAAAAAUAAAAAGCUGUAUGCUUUAUGAACUGAUAGUCUGGUGCCUGCUAAGAAAGUAUUCUAAUAAUUGUUAAAGUAGAAAGUGUUGGAAGCGUGCCAUAGAGAAAAGCAUCCCAAAACUGUUAAAAAGUGUCAAAGUAAUUAUCUCCUUACUGUCCUCUACAAUGUAAUACAUUCAAAUAAAUUUCCCUACAGAUUA
Molecule: messenger RNA, 1362 nt
Organism: Sphaerodactylus townsendi
Lineage: Eukaryota; Metazoa; Chordata; Lepidosauria; Squamata; Sphaerodactylidae
Gene: APIP
Product: APAF1 interacting protein
Exons: 7
Coding region: 46-786 (246 amino acids)
Cellular component (GO): cytoplasm
Molecular function (GO): metal ion binding; methylthioribulose 1-phosphate dehydratase activity
Source: RefSeq, a predicted model, not a curated record